GGCCGCGCUGUUGUCAAUAUGGCUGGGGCUGUACCUGCGGCUGCAGGAAGGAGGAAGUCUCAUUCAUGGUAGAGUUGCCGGGUUUCUCUCCGCUCGCCCAUCACAGACAGCGGUGCCCCCGGCGUCCCGUGCCUCGGAAGGAGGGAAGCCGGGGCGCCCCAGCAUGCACUGAUUGGAUUGGCCGAGCCAGGGAGCUGGAGGCACCAUGUCCUUCUUCCGCAGGAAAGGCAAAGGAAAAGAUCAAGAUAAGCCAGAUGUAAAGAUAUUUAGAGCUCAAGCACCGGCAUCAGUACAUUCCCCUUCAAGAAGUCCGAAAAACAAUGCUUUGUUGGAGGCUGCGGGACCCAGCUAUGUGGCUAUCAAUGCCAUCUCAGCUAACAUGGACUCCUAUUCAAGUAGCAGAACUGCAGCCCUCAAGAAGCACCCGAUGCACAUGGAAGCAACACAUUUUGGAGAUCUUGGUCGAUCGUGUCUGAAGUAUGAGGCCCAAGAGACAAAGUCCAGCCUUUCAAAAUCACUGGAUCAGGUGCUACAAGAUAAUGUGGCUCUCCCAUAUUUUAUCCAGUUUAUGGAACUCAGGAGAAUGGAACAUUUGGUGAAAUUCUGGCUAGAAGCUAAAAGUUUUCACUCCACUACAUGGUCUAGAAUAAGAGCUUACAGUUUAAACACAGUCAAGCACAGCUCACUGGCAGAACCAGUAUCACCAUCUCUGAAAAGACCAGACUUGUCUCUAGCGUCUGUGGAUGAGCAGUCCCAGGAUUUCUCUAAAAUACCACAUCAUACAUCUAGGUUGAAAGGACCAGACACGGGCGCAAAACAGGACAGUGCUUCAAACCAUUUAGGAACUAAACAGAAGACUCGAGGCCCACCAAGCAUCCACCUUGAACUGUGCCCUGAUCAAACUUUGCCCCAUAAUGAGCAGUCUUCCAUGCAUACCACCUCAGCAAAGAACACCCCCACACAUACAGGACUUAAAGAUAUGUCUCAGAAGUUUAUGAAGAGUAUAGAGCGAGAUGCUGUUCACACUUUCACUAAGUACAUUUCUCCAGAUGCUGCUAAACCAAUCCCAAUCAGCGAGGAAAUCCGAAGCGAUAUAGUUGCUAAGAUUUGUGGGGAGGAUGGCCAAGUGGAUCCCAAUUGCUUUGUUACAGCACAGUCCAUAGUGUUCGACGCCAUGGAACAAGAGCACUUUCAAGAAUUUCUGCGCAGUCACCAUUUUUGUAAAUACCAGAUUGAGGUGUUGACCAGUGGAACUGUAUAUCUGGCUGACAUCCUCUUCUGUGAAUCCGCACUCUUCUACUUCUCAGAGUACAUGGAGAAGGAAGAUGCAGUUAAUAUAUUGCAGUUCUGGUUGGCUGCAGAUAACUUUCAGUCUCAACUGGCUGCUAAAAAUGGGCAGUAUGAUGGGCAGGAAGCGCAAAAUGAUGCAAUGAUAUUAUAUGAUAAGUAUUUCUCCUUACAAGCUACGCAUCCUUUGGGUUUUGAUGACUCUGUGCGGCUGGAAAUUGAAUCCAACAUCUGUAGGGAGGGUGGUCCCCUCCCAAACUGCUUUACUACUCCAUUACGUCAGGCCUGGACCACCAUGGAAAAGGUAUUCUUGCCUGGCUUCCUCUCCAGCAAUCUCUACUAUAAGUACUUGAAUGAUCUCAUCCACUCAGUGCGAGGUGAUGACUAUAGCUGGAGUGGAGCAGGGAAUCCCAGUCAGGGGGGCCAAGGCACUCCGAACCAUUCACCCUACAUAAGCGCUGCAGAUAAUCCUGGCUCCCAGCCUGGAGUCAAAAAGAGCAAUGUUAAAAUACUGAAAAAUUUUGAUGAAGCAAUAAUUGUUGAAGCUGCAAGUCUGGAUCCUGAAUCUCUGUACCAACGAGCAUAUGCAGGGAAAAUGACUUUUGGUACAGUCAGUGACUUGGGACAGUUCAUUAGGGAAGCUGAACCUGAGCCAGAUGUGAAGAAAUCUAAAGGUUCUAUGUUCUCCCAAGCUAUGAAGAAAUGGGUCCAAGGAAACUCUGAUGAGGCCCAAGAAGAAAUGGCUUGGAAGAUUGCAAAGAUGAUUGUUAAUGAUGUCUUGCAGCAGGCACAGUGGAGUCCUUCUCCAGAGCAAUCUACAAAGAUAUGAUAAUGUAAAGAUGCCUGGCCGAAUGCAUCUCCCCUAUGUUCUCUGGGAUAUUUGCUUCACUCAUGGAUUCAGACUUGCAGAAGAAGCAAUUGAACUUGUGCAGCUGGGUUUGGGGGUCCCGGAACAAGAUCAAGAGGAAAGAAAGCCUCCCCUCAGAUUCCUCCCACAGAUCUGCUAUCCCUUAUUAUCUUCACAGACUUUGCACAAGUGCACAUUGCAUUUGCUAUUAUGAAGGGUUUUGUUGAAAUGAAGUGCAGACCUGGUGGUUGGUAGGUGAGCAGCAAAGGGACCGCCGCAGAGUAUUUUGCAAAUCAAACAUGCACUUAUACACAAUCAAGAAGUGUCUAUUACGGGGUUUUCCCAUGUGUCCCUCUAGUGGUAGCUGAACUCAAGCCCUCAUUAGCACAUUUAUAUAGCGGAGCUGCAGUGCAGUAGCUGAUGGUGCACCACGGGAUGGAUGUUUCUUUAGGUUCAUACAUAGGUCUGGUGUAGUCCUUACAAUUACAGCAUAGAGUUCCCUUUUCAAAUUAAGUUUAUUAUAAAUGUGCAGUAGCCCAAAGCCAUUUGUGUUGCUUCCCUGAGUCCAACUGGCUCACUUCUCAUUCAUUAAACACAGGAGAUUGGCUGCAGCUUUUGGUUUUUAUUUGGGAUGCUGGAAGCAUCAAUGUGGCUCUUGGGAACCUUUUAGAGUUAAACUGGUUUCAGACCUACCUAAAGCUUUAGUAAUAUUAGCUUAGAGUCCAUUCAGUUAGUAAGUACCCAAGUCACGGGAAUCUUCACAUAUAGCUAGAAACAUCCCCACACAUUUGCAUGCAGCCUUUAUAAUGAUAUUUUAAGCAUAGUAUUAAAUAGCACUCCUAUGAGGGUCUGCUUACAACUCCUUGAGCUUGGUAGCCAGAGUCUUUAUCCUGUGUUCAUUUCUUGUGUUGCACUUGGCUUUGAUUUACUGUGUCAGCCCAAUGCAUAUUCCCUGUAAACUUUAUCAUGUCUUGAUAUUUCAGCAAUAGGUUUCAUAGAAGAGGCUCCUUCCCUAAUGAGAUUAUAUACCUGGCCAUUGCUUAUCACCAUUGCAGGCCCGUAUUGUCCAAAAAAUUGUUUCUCCCCCCCCCCGGAGGUAUGGGUUAAUAAAGCGACCUGCACCAGAAGGGAGCUCCUGGGUGUAACAUCACCUUAGGGUGUCACAGGUAAUCAAUACAAACCAAAGAUCAAAUCUUUGAGUCUAGUGACAAAAACACUGAAGUGUGGCUUACAGGAAAAUAUAUAUAUAUAUAUAUAUAACAACAUGAAUUUCUCAACCUCACUAAACUGAUGUCAAACUAAAGCAAUUCAGCAGUCCAUAUCCCAUAGGCAAAUAUUUAAGAUUUAAACUGGGUUGAGUGAAUUUAAAGGUAAACAAAAUACUGGCAAAAUUGGAUUACAGUGCUCCUGCCAGGCCUGUAAACUAGUAAAUGUUUUUGUGGGAGGCUGUUGAUUGACUGCCAAUAAUGAACACAAUAACACUGUAAAGAACCAAGGCUUAAGCAGUGGCAGACAUGCACCAAUCAUUUUAAGCCAGGCACUACUCAAGGCUGCUGUUACCCAGUGGGUCAGUGACUUAUGGGCACAGAAAUUCUAAUACCUGCACUCAUCGGUAGUUGCUUGUGGCAUACCGCCUGAAAGCAUAGCAGCAUUUAGUGGCGCGGGAUGGCAGUAUCCUUUUAAUGCACGCUGCUUCCACAAAAACAAGCUGUAUGGUAGGCCCUUAUUAUUCUGCUUUACUUAUAGGUUCUAGCUUUAUUACAUAUAGAUUGCUGGGAGACAAGGACCACUAGAACUCCUUAAUGGACCUAUGUGUGCCCACCCCUCUAGUAAACCUGAUCAGAUUUAACCGAUGUAUGCAGAACUGCUAUAGGCACAACAAUGUGAAUCUCUAUCUCCAUGUUGAAACGGUAAAGAAGGCGACAAAGCAACAUCUCAGUAAUUUAAUGUACAAGCUGUAUAAGGGGGGGGGGGGGGUCUUGUAAAUCAAACUGGUUGUAGUUGGGGAACAUUUUAAUAUUGGAUUGAAUUUAAGUUGUAUUUUUUAUUACGACACUUGAUUCUAAUUAGUGGUUUCUGAUGGUGCAUCGUUGCCUAUUGUCAAAUAAUUAUACAAUAGGCAGGUAAGAAUCCAGGGCAGUGAAUGCACUCUCACCAGCACCUUUGGAUGCUCAACUAUAAUUACAGAAGUCAUUGGACCUUUCUAAACAUUUGGUUUGUACAGCACCAGGACUCCAUCAUGUUUCCAGGAAGGAUAUGUGAGCAGAGCUAAGAAGGCAACACUCCGUGCUGCUGUUGUGUUAGUACUGCGGAUUCUCCUUGGGGGAAGCGGUACCAAGAGUUCUUUGUUUGUAUGAUUUUAUAGGCUUUGUUUCCAUUAGAGAAAUAAAUUGAUGUAAUAUUAUGGAAUCCUAGCACAGAUGGGAGGACUGAUUGUAAAGAGAAUGUAAUCCAGCUGCAGUUGUUCCACCCCUGUAUGUAUGGUUUGGUUAUAUACAAAAGGAGGCAGUGUAUUGCUGUUUUUGGUACUAUGUACCUCUUCCAUGAUUUCUCAUGCCCAAGUAUUCCUGUACUUAAUCACCCAUCUAUUUAAUGUGUUAAAUUGAGAAUCUAUAAGAAUAUUAAAAGUGUUGUCUAUCCUUUU
Molecule: messenger RNA, 4778 nt
Organism: Xenopus tropicalis (tropical clawed frog)
Lineage: Eukaryota; Metazoa; Chordata; Amphibia; Anura; Pipidae
Gene: akap10
Product: A-kinase anchoring protein 10
Exons: 15
Coding region: 206-2116 (636 amino acids)
Molecular function (GO): protein kinase A binding
Source: RefSeq, a predicted model, not a curated record